Messenger RNA from Purpureocillium takamizusanense, 3972 nucleotides. RefSeq lists its product as uncharacterized. The record is from RefSeq and is a predicted model, not a curated record. NCBI's taxonomy places the organism in Eukaryota, Fungi, Ascomycota, Sordariomycetes, Hypocreales, Ophiocordycipitaceae. The transcript has a single exon. Bases 849 to 3296 code for a protein of 815 amino acids.
UACGACUGCACCUCGUAAUAUGAACCUCGCACCCAAGGCAAUCUUCCAGCCAUGCAUCCCAUGCGCCCUCCGCUUCUAACCAACCAUCUCGCCGGCACACCCUCGGUCCUCUUGAGACACACUCGCGGCGCGAGGAGGCACUGCCCUCCAGCGGUCAAAGCGAGGCGGCACGCCGGACGCACCAUCUCGCACUCACUGACUGACAUGACUGGCAGAACCUGGCUGCAGAUGACGCCCGAGGAAAUGACAGCUGGACUCGACGUUGGAGCCUGACAGUCCUUCCUCCUGUCAUCAUCAACAUUGUCGUGCGUGCGUGCGUGCGACCGACGUCUGCCCUGACCCUGGCCCUGGCCCUGCCCUACCGUCUCGUGCCCAAGGCGAGGCGACCUCACCUUGGUUGGAGCCGCAGUCUCACCACGAGCUGUAAGAGCACAAGUGCCCCCAGGGCUGCGUGCCAGCUAGACCCAGCCGUCCCGCGCGUGCGAGUGUGACGGACCAGACACCAAUUCCCCCCCCCCCCCCCUACCCUACCUUGCCUACCGUCUGCCCUGCUGCUGCCAAGUAAGGCAAGGGAACCUCGGAGCAGCAGCUGCAGCAGCACCACCUACCACCUCACUCCCUCCCGCUCUGGCAUUCAAGGUACUUACUUACUUUGCACACCUCAUGGCCUGAAUCUCCGACGACUCACAAUCCGCAGCCUCGAGGACUCGCGUGCCUCAGGCUGUUCGUUCCAAGACAUGGCCGCUGCUUGUCGCUGGCGCUGACACCCACGCCCUCGCCGACGCUGCGCUCCGUUGCGGUGCGACGAUGACGACGGCCGCCUGCAGCCGUCGCCCAGCUCGCCCUCCAUGGAAACCGCCGUUUGCAGCCCUGCCAGCCUGGUACCGCUCUUCGAUGCCAUGGCCUCUCCCGCCGAUGCCUUCGACGUUGAUUUCGAUAACGACCGACACACGGAUGUCUCCGUAUCUCACUCCCACUUCGCCACGACCGCAUCGUCCCAUGGCGACGACGACAUGAAGGGGAGCGACGGCUGGCGCCUCGCAAGCGACGCGUCCACGGUGUCGAGCAGGGUCACGACACCCGAUCCGGUGCCGCCGCCGCCGCCGCGAGUGCCGUUGCCAGGCAUUCUUCGAGCCCCCUUCGCCGGCCGAGCGGUCGACCUGCCCACGCCGUCCGUUCCUCCACCGCCAACCGGCAUCUAUCUGUCUCGACGUUCCAACAAGGCCCCCGACGCCGUUGUCCCUCCUCAACACGACAAUGACUAUGCAGAUACCCGCGGCUGCAGCACACCACAAAAUCGACAUCCGGUCCCGUCGAGCCAGCUGCCUCCGCACUAUAUUCCCCCGCCUCCCUUUGCUGCAUACGGGACAAGAUUCCUGGACGAGCAUGGAACGGUACUACCGCCGCCGCCGCCGCCGCCUCCUCCUCCCCCCGCAUUUCCAAGCCCGAAUGAGCUAUAUGACCUGUCUAGUCUGCCCCAAGAGACUUUGUCAAGCUCACUGCCUCUUCCUCAGACCAACACCACGCCAACCACGUUUCAACAGACGCGAUCUUUGAACAAUGCUACGAUCAAUGGUCGACAGGCUCAUCGCCCUCAAAGCAAAAGCGAAUACUCCGAUUCUUCCUUGUCAUCAAGGCAGCGGUUGGAAGACACGUCGUGGAGCUCCGAUUCGUCGUCGCAGGAGGAUCCCGUCGCUUACCGCAAUGCCCGCCAGUUUCCUCCCUCCUUUCCAGCGCGCCCGAGAAGUUUUCCAUCAGUUCCGCGGAGCCGAUCCCUCGCGACGAACCGCAUCAAGACUUGGGUCUCUCAGUACGAAAAAUCACAGAGCCCUAUGCGCACGCGAUCUGAUGGUACUGGGUUGACCAAGGAGCUGGGGGAGGCGGCCUCGCAAGACAAUGAGUCGGCCGUCUCGGCCGUCUCAUCCUACGCAGAGGUGGAGCUUCUAUGGCAGCAGCUCAAGGAAAAGAGAGCAAGGCUUGGUGAGAUCAAGGCACAGAUGGCCGAGCGUCGGGAAGAGCUGCGACGCCUGCGCCGUCAGCGGAACGAAGCGGACAAUGCGUUUAUGAGUCUUAUCCGCCCGAUGUUGGUUAGCCAGCGCGGGAUGCUCCAGACAUCGGUGCGAGUGUUGGACAGUCGAAUAGCCGACAUGCAAGACCUGCGAGACGAGUACCAUGCCCGCGAAUCAGACUACGAAAUCCUCGAGCAGAUGAUGGACGACGAAGAGAAGCAGCUCAACGACCUGGAGACGCGAUUCUUCAGCUUGUUGGCUGCCGGCCAAACAAAAGCACACAGGGCACCACGAUCCAUCACGUCGGAGGAUUCGUCUCACAACCUGCCCCACCUACCCAUCGAGUUGCGGGGUAUCGCUUCCGACAAGGCGCUCGAGGAUGUCCAUCCUCUCUACGUGAAGCUCACAUCUGCCGUUGGCGAUCUUGAGAAUGCGAGGGAGGAGCUCGAAGACUUGUUUUACGUGAACCACCAGUACGAGUUCGAAGCCGAGCUCAAGAAGACAACUGGAAAGUCAACCACGCAAGAUAUGGAGGAAUUUUUCGAAGAGUUUCCCGCCGAGGAGGCGAGGAUGAGGGCCGAAGUCAUCAAGCUGGAGAAUAAGGUCCAACGUCUGAAGAAGGUGUGCGAGGACAAGGGCGUCAUGCGCAAGCACAUGUCUCUGCGCAUGGCGUACGCCCUAGACCCAAACACCAAGUUCGAUGAUAUGGAGCUCGAGGAUAAGGCGUCAAUUCUCGCAAGGCACAAGUCACUGGCCCACGACGUGUUCCCGGAGCUCCUAUCGCAGCCUAACCACGUCUUGGCCCAGCCUGAGCCGCAGACUUCACUCAAAGCCUACACGACGGCCGCAGCCUUGCCCGAUGACGAUCCUCAGAAGCGGGACAGACAGCGGCUAGCCGCCAAGGAGUACUCGAUCGACAGCUUCGCGCGCGGACAAGAAGGCGGAGGCACAGGAGACCUUGUGAACAGAUGGCUGCUUCAGCAACUGAGGCUAUCGCGGCUUAAUGUGCAACUCUUGCACUCGACCUUUGUCUGGAGCCGAUCCCUCAAGAUUCGCAAUCUUUGGCGCUGGCAACACGACGUGAUAUUCUAUUGGUGGCGUGACAACACCGUGGACCUGACAGAGGGCGAGAUUCCUGGCCAUCGCAUCACCACCCUGGGCUCGGACUACUCAUCGCGGUUAGGGACACCAGAGAUGUCAAGGGCAGCGUCGGACGGGCAGCUGGGCCGGCCGCUGCGCACCUUGCAUCGCUUCGACAGCGACGACGCAAUUACAGUGGGCGGCUGAGAGCCAGCCGGCCUUUACCAGAUACGGGCUCCCUUCGCGCUCGGAGUUUGCCCGUUACAGCGUGUCUUUUUGGUUUUAUUUUUGCUGCUUGCAUCCUUUUCAAGCUGCGAGGCGUUUCGCUAUGCGGACUCUGUGGGACGUGGACGUGGUCCAGGUGGACAAAAUUUGAAGGGCAAGGACAUGGAGCAGGACUUUGAGGCCUUCCCACUUACGGCACCAGUUGUGCGCAGAGCGAGGACGGGCAUGUGAUACCCCGCCGUGGACGUGGAUUCCACGGCAACUUCAACAUGUAUCUGUACGGAAACGGGUCUUGGAUUUGCACCGAUUUUGCUCCAUGAUGAUUGCUGUCUUGUUUCGUUUGGGUUUCUUCGAUGAUAUUCCGGGAUUGCUUUAGCGGGCGUGAGCGAAAUAGAUUGCGGGCGAACCCGUAUGGUAGCUCUGGGCUCAUGUUCACUGCCCGCGUCGUGUAAUGUCUGGGACUAUUCGGAACUGGAUGUGAUGCCAUAGGGAUUCUUAAUAUGUUGAUCGCGACAAUCUCGGGGUUCGAGAGCUGCAGACCCAUUGUUGGUGGCGUUCAGGACCGGGGGAAGGGGGGCCGUUUUUUCGCUGCCCCGCCAUCUGAUUUCGGCUGUUUCUAUUUGUUUCAUGUUGUUUGGAAAGCACAAAAGACACCAAC